This is a messenger RNA of Oryctolagus cuniculus (rabbit), 5817 nucleotides long. It is a transcript of the gene DCSTAMP, whose product is annotated as dendrocyte expressed seven transmembrane protein. Lineage: Eukaryota; Metazoa; Chordata; Mammalia; Lagomorpha; Leporidae. The record is from RefSeq and is a predicted model, not a curated record. Gene Ontology annotation, cellular component: endoplasmic reticulum membrane; cell surface.
UUCAAAGGCGACUUCUGACCUUGGUUUCCUUUUCGUUCCCAGGGUCACAGGAAACAUGGGUGUCUGGACUUCAGGCACUGAGAUCUUUCUAAGUCUUUGGAGGACUUAUGUGUCUCCAAGAAGCCCUGGAUGGAUGGACUUUCUCCAGCAUUUGGGAGUUUGCUCUUUCGUGGCUCUCAUUUCUGUGGGCCUCCUCUCCGUGGCCUUCUACUGGCUUCUCUCGUCGGUCACAGUAUUCGCCCCAUGCUGGAUUCUCACGAGCAUUCUGCUGUGCAGCUCCAAGCAUGCACGGUGCUUCGUGCUUCUUGCCUUUCUCUCUUGUGGUCUGCGGGAAGGCAGAAAUGCUCUGAUUGCGGCUGGCACGGGGAUAGUGAUCUUUGGACACGUGCAAAAUAUUUUUCACAACUUUAAAGGUCUCCUAGAUAGUAUGUCUUGCAACUUGAGGGCAAAGAGCUUUUCCAUACAUUUCCCACUUCUGGAAAAAUAUAUCGAAGCCAUUCAGUGGAUUUAUAGCCAAGCGGCUUCACUAACUCUAUUUGGUGACCUUGUUUCUUGGAACCAGACACUGGCAGUCUCUCUUUAUGGCACCAAGCAUGCCCUGGAGGCCCAGCUAAAUGACACCAAAGGGCAAGUGCUGAGCGUCUGGUGCCAGGUGAUGACCAUGACAGAGACGUUGUCCUCCCUGGGUCAGAAGCUUCUUUGCUUUGCAGGGCUCUUGCUGCUCCUGCUCAGUACUGGCCUCUUUAUGAAACGAUUUUUGGGCCCCUGUGGUUGUAAAUUUGAGAACAUCUAUAUCACCAGGCAAUUCAUUCGGUUUGAUGAGAAGGAGAGACAUGAACAGAGGCCCUGUGUCCUCCCGCUGAGUAAGAAAGAGAGGAAGAAGUAUGUUGUCGUCCCGUCUUUCUGGCUGACUCAUAAAGAAAGGAAAAACCUGGGGCUGUUUCUCCUCCCUGUUCUCACCCAUCUUUCCAUCUGGGUGCUGUUUGCAGCCACCGAUUAUCUGCUGUAUCGACUGCUCUCCUCAGUGAGCAAACAGUUCCAAAGCUUGCCGGGGCUCCAGGUUCACCUGAGGCUGCACAGAGAGAAGCAAGGAACUCGAUACAUCGUCCACAGCUCUUCCUUCAAUAUAACUGUGUUUGAGCCCAGAUGUGUCCCUAAACCAACGCUCCUUCUGUCUAAGACGUGGGCUACUCUCGGUGUGAUCCUUGCGGCAUUACUGCUUCUUGGACUGUUAUCCUCCAUCCUAAUACAGCUUAAAAUCCUGGUGUCCACAUCCUUCUACCCCAGCGUGGAGAGGGAGCGCAUCCAAUACUUACACGCGAAGCUACUUAGGAAAAGAUCAAAGAGACCACUGGGAGAAGUCAAAAGGAAACUGAGUCUGUACCUUACAAAGGUUCAUUUCUGGUUUCCAGUCCUGAAAAUGAUUAGGAAGAGACAAGAGGUCGUGGCAAGUGAAGACAAUCCAUGAGUGACUUUAAGCUCUCCAGCCCCACGCUUCAGGGAUUCUCCACUGGUCUCCUGGUGGUGGUCACCAUCUCUGCCCAGUUCUAGAGAAGGGUACAGCAGGCCCUCGGCGUGAGUUCGUGUUUGCUCUGCCACCUUACACCUCCUGGGUUUUCCUUCCAACUACUUUGGAUCAUAAAGCCAGAGGGCUACCUGGUAAAGGCUUGUGUGCUCUGGCCUGUGCUGCAGUGGGGCUGGACUAUGACUGGACCCCUUGGGGAUGAAUCCAACAUAGAGUAAUGGUCAAGAAAAAAAAAAUAGAAAUAAAAUUGAAAUCCCUACGAGUCUCACCAGCAAACGCCAAGAACAGAAACAUCCGAGGUUCAAGUCUUCUGUCCACAGCCGUUCCCCAGCUCAUCACGGCCCCUCUUCCCCUGCCCCUCCCUUGUCCAGAAUCUCUUCCAGCAACUCCUGCUUUCUUCUCACCACCUCCUUGCCCAAUGCUCUCCUUGCCUGGGUCUCUGUUUUUUCCCUUUAGCCCAACACUUAUGUCGGGUCGCCUAGGAUCACAGAUGAAGUCUUGAAAUGCUUAUGACAACGCACACCUGGGGCCCCUUUUCACCUUUAACUACACUCAAAAUACAUAGGAGGGAGGAAAACCUCUUCAGAUCUUGAUUUUAUUAUCUUUAAAAUCUCAGAAUGAGGAACAUAAAAUCAGAUUAAAACAAUUAUUUAUUAACUUAUUUGAAAGUCAGACACACACACACACACCAGGACAUAUAUAUAUAUAUAUAUAUAUAUACAUAUAUAUAUACAUAUACAUAUAUACAUAUAUAUAUGUAUGUAUGUAUAUAUCUCCACUGAUUUCACUCCCCAAAUGCCUGCAACAUCCUGGGCUAGCCCAGGCCAAAGUCAGAAGCCAGGAACUCCAUCCAGGUCCCAGACAUGGAUAGUAGGGACCCAGGCAUUUGAGCAGUCAUCUGCUGCCUUCCCAAGUACAUUAACAAGAAGCUGGAUGGAACGUGAAGUAGCCAGGACUUGAACCAGCAGUUUGAUAUGAGAUGCAGACAUCCCAGGCAGUUGCUUAACAACACCACAAUGCCUGGCCUGAUUUUUAAACUUUUUUUUCCAUAUUUAUUUGUAUUUAUUAGAAAGGCAGAGUUACAGAGAGAGAGGGGGAGAGACAGAGAGAGAGAGAGAGAGAGAGAGAGAGAAAGUUUCCAUUCCCUGGUUCACUCCCCAAAUAGCAGGGCUGUGCAACACAGGGCUGUGCCAGGUCAAAAUCAGGAACCAGGAGCUUCAUCCAGGUCUCCCAUGUGGUUGCAGGAGUCCAAGGAUUUGGGCCAUCUUCUGCUGCCUCCCCAGACACAUUGGCAAGGAGUAGCAUCAGAACUGGAGCAGCCAGGUCUCCUAUUGGCACCCAUAUGGGACAGUGGUGUUGCAGGUGGUGGCUUAACCCACUAUACCUCAAUGCUGGCCUCCUAUUUUUUAACUUCUAAUUUUGAAUGUUGAAAAAAUAAUUUUAACUUUUAUUUAAUAAAUAUAAAUUUCCAAAGUACAGCUUUUGGAUUACAGUGGCUUUUCCCCCCCCAUAACUUCCCUCCCACCCGCAACCCUCCCAUCUCCCGCUCCCUCUCCCAUUCCAUUCACAUCAAGAUUCAUUUUCAAUUAUCUUCAUAUACAGAAGAUCAAUUUAGCAUAUAUUAAGUAAAGAUUUCAAUAGUUUGCACCUACACAGAAACACAAAGUGUUAAGUACUGUUUGAGUACUAGUUAUAGCAUUAAUUCACAUUGUACAGCACAUUAAGGACAGAGAUCCUCCAUGAGGAGUAAGUACACAGUGACUCCUGUUGUUGAUUUAACAAUUAACACUCUUGUUUAUAGCAUCAGUAAUCUCCCGAGGCUCUUGUCAUGAGCUGCCAAGGCUAUGGAAGCCUUUUGAGUUCGCCAACUCCGAUCUUAUUUAGACAAGGUCAUAGUCAAAGUGGAAAUUUUUAACCUUAGAAAUAAAUUGCAAAAAGAGAGGAGUUCUCUUUACCCUUCAUCACAUUACCCCCAAAUGUUAACAUCAUAAAUAACCAUAAAAUAAUUAGAAAAUAAUAUUUUUAAAAAUUCUUUUAAAAAUUUUUUGAGAGCGAGAGAGAGCACAAAUGCAUGUGGGAGCAUGCUCUCUUCUACUGGUUUGCCCCUCAAAUGACCAUCAUGACUCUGACUGGGCUGAGGUCAAAUCCAGGAGCCAAGAAUACAUUCCAUGUCUCCCACAUACGUGGCAAGGACCUAACCAUUUCAGCCAUCACCUGCUGUCUCUCAGGGUGUGCAAGAGCAGGAAUCUUGAAUCAGAAAUGGAACCAGGACUUGAACCCAAAUACUCUGAUAUGGGAUGUAGGUGUCCCAACAUGUGACUUAACCACUAAACCAAACACCCAUGUGCAGAAAAUAACACUUACAAAUGAAUAAUUUCUAGAGUUUAUUCAGUGUCUGCUGAAUGACCCAUUCAUAGUCCUUACCUGGUCCUUGACUCAAGCCAGCACCCAAUAUUGCACUUUGUUGUCAUGUUUCCUUAGUCUGGGCUUCCCAGCGACAGUUCCUCAGACUCACUUUUACUUUCAUGACCUUGACAGUGCCAGGCAACUGGCGAAGUAUUUUGCAGAAUGUCCUUCAGUUUGAGUUUGAUGUUUCCUCACAGUUGAACCCAGGUGGCACUUGUGGAGUGAGAACUGUGUGGGGCGGGGCUAUGCCCUCCUCACGCAUCCCAGCAGGAGGCACGUGGUGCCCACCAGACUCCUUGAUGGUACAGUGACUUUGAUCGCUGGGUUAAAGGAGUAGGUGCCAGAUUCUUCACUGUAAAGUUACUAUUUUUCCCUUUGUAAUUAAUAAGUACCUUGUGGGAGAUACUUGGAGAUCGUGCAAACAUCCUGCCUCUAAGCAUACUCUUACCCUCUAAUUUUAACAUCAGUGGAUGCAAAAAUUGUUACUGUGUUUGGACAAAUAGUUAUUUUCUAUUUUCCUAAAUUCUUGUACAUGUCCCAGUUGGAAUUCCACUACAAGGAACAGCUAUUCUCCAGAGGAAUUUGUUCUUUCUUUCUUUCUUUCUUUCUUUCUUUCUUUCUUUCUUUCUUUCUUUCUUUCUUUUGCUUUCUCUCUCUCUCUCUUUCUGUUGAAGAAAGAACUUUGGUUUAUGCACCAGGGUAGGCAUUUGGCACACACUACCUCAUUUAUGCUCCACUGAACUUGAGAGGUAGUUAUGAUUACUAUUAUUUCUAAUAUUUAUUAAAUUAUUUAUAAUAGAUUUCUAAUAUUACUAAUAUUUUCAUACUAUAUAUCAGGUAACGUCAGGGAAGUAAGGAAAGUACCCCUGGAGAUAAAUGGCAGGAGGAAGACUGGGAUUUGUGCAGACUUCAAGUGACUCUGAAUGACUUCAUUUGUAGAAGAUUUAAAACUAAUUUUUUAAAUUUAUUUGAAAGGCAGAGAGACAGACAAAGAGAUCUCUCAUUUGAUGGUUCACUCCUGUAGAUGAUUGCAAAUAACCAGGGCUGGGCCAGGCCAAAGCCAGGAGCCAGAAACUUAUGUCGAAGUUUUGGCAGGUUCUUCCAUCGCUUUCUCCUAAUGCCGACUGGGGAAGCCGUAGAGUCACCUCAGCACAUUUAUGACGUAAGCGACCUCCACACUCAGAGGGAACUCAAAAUACAGCCAGCGCUUCCUAGGUCUUGGAGCCUGAGGGACACCCAGUCAGUACUUGUUGGUGCUUUCAAAGAAAGGGACAGGGCACAGCCAGAGGCUCCCUGCCACCUGCCUGGGGCAGUUUCUGACCACACCACCCACCGACUGCUCUGCCCUGAUGCAGUGUCUGCCUCCCGAUGUCCUCCUAACUCUUGCACAACUCUGCAAGGCAGCGAUGUCAGAUAAGUGGGCCAAAAAGAUGAUCAUUGUGUAUCGACCCCUGGCUUGUUGACUCCUUUACUACAAUUUGAGAUCCAUUAACUCAAAACCCUGCCCGCAAACACCAAAAUGAAUGUGUACUCAUUCGAUUACUUUAAACAUAGUACAAACAAGCAGUAUUUUAGCCAUCUAGAGCCUCCUGCUUUUGCAUAUCCCUCAAAACCUCCCUCACAUCUGCUAGCAAUAGACCAGAUAGAGCCUUGUGGUUGGAAGACCUCACCCAGCGCAGCCCCUCCGGGCUCUCGGCCGCAUGCACUCCCAGCCUGACUGCCUUCAUCUCAGCACCCAGUGUUCCCAGGCUCCUCCCCCAACAGAAUCCCCUGGGCCUCCCCUUCUUCUGGAUGGUGCCUCCUAGUUGCCCGUGGGUGGUCUCGUGCUGUUGGACUUCCCCUCUCCUGCACCCUUGUUGAAGAGCUGCCUAAUAAAGUUGUUUCCU